CUUACGUUCGUUAUCGUGUGCGCCGCGCGUGGUGCGAUACUCCGGGCGGGCGGUCAAAAGUUUGAAUCCGGGCGAAUAGAACGCGCGGAUCUACCGGAAAAAUAUGGAGCGAAACACGCAAUAUGGAAGAAGAUUAUAAAGAAUUCUUAUUGAUCACGGGUUUAUUUGAAAAGUGACUUUGUUGUUGGAUCGGGGCAGAACCACCUGAGUUUGUUCGUUGUUGUUCAAGAAUUGUUACGGAAUGGGUUUUUAUGAAAUGGACGGCAAAUAUUAAGUGUUAUUAGUGUUGUUAAGGACAAAGAUCUGCAAAUGUUGGUGUUUGAUGUUCAAGAAACGCGAAUGUAUAAGGUUAAAAGUUGUAAUGAAGUGUCAGGCGUACAAAAAUAUCGUGAUAAAAGUAGAAAGCCUUAGACCGUCUAAAUAAAACUGUUAAACGCUACCGCUGCAGUACCUACCUGUUGAAUCUUGAAGAUUUACCAGAAGUUUCUCCUAAAAAAGGAUCUGAUGCAUUAAGAAGGAUGUUGAAGUGCUAAAGUACCUGUGUUGCCUAGAAGAACUGAGCAAUAUCCGAUUUUACUAAUUAGUUACUGUUUUUUUUGCCAGUAAAAGUCUAUAUAAUAUCAAGUUGUGCUUUAUGAGUCAAGGUAAAGGCAAUAUCCAAAAGCUGGGCUACCCAAGAUCAGAGUCGAAGAUAAAUGUUAAUUGUUAAACAAUUGAAGAAAACUGUUUUUGUUACGGAGUCCAGGAAGGCGUGCUUUCAAAUGAUGGAUUCAUGGACUUUGGUUGUUUUUCGUUUUUGAACGUGUGUUGAAAAUAGAGAAGUCAUUGUGAUAAACAUUGAGAUUGCGUGUCGUAUUAACAGGUGUUGACAGACCAACAAACAUCGAAAUGGUGGACCUGAAAAGCGCCGAUCUGGCCGCGCCGAGCAUACCUGUUACGAAAAAGUCCCGCGGUUUCACGAUGACGGCUGUGAAGAAUUGGUUGACGAUGUCCGAGAAGCGUAAUCAUCAUCAUGGUGUGCCCAACAAGGUCCCAGAAUCGUUCCUGAGAUCGAUCAAAAGGAGGUCGUUGAGAGUCAGACGCAGCAAGUCGUUCGUCGUGUCAGAAAAGAGGAAAUCUGAUUCGUUCGUAAACUCCCAAGAAUGGACGGUAUCGCGAUCUGUCCCGGAUUUGAGGCUGGGCAUAGUCGGGUCCCUAUCCUCUGGGAAAUCCGCAUUGGUGCACCGUUACCUGACGGGUAGCUACAUGCAGGAGGAGUCCCCGGAAGGGGGCCGCUUCAAAAAGGAGGUGCUAGUCGAUAAUCAGAGUUAUCUAUUGCUGAUCAGGGAUGAGGGAGGACCGCCAGAAUUACAGUUCACGGCCUGGGUGGACGCGGUCAUCUUCGUGUUCAGCUUGGACAACGAGUCCUCGUUCAACGCGAUCUACAACUAUUACACCAAAAUGGCGCACUACAGGAACACCGCCGAGAUACCAUUCAUCCUCGUUGGCACGCAAGAUGGAAUAAGCGAGAGCAGUCCCCGCGUGAUUGACGAUACGCGCGUGCACAGAUUGUGCAAUGAUCUGAAGAGGUGUACCUAUUACGAAACCUGCGCUACGUACGGAUUGAACGUUGAACGGGUCUUCCAGGAUGCCUGUCAGAAGAUCGUCCAGCAGCGCAUGACAGCUUCAACGACAGCGCUCUGUUUGACUCCCACCAAUUCCAGACCUUCAACACCCAACAACAGUAGUCACUACCACGCGGCAAGGCACAUGGCCCAAACCAACAACGGUUACGCGGGGGUCCAUCCAUUGGCCCAGUCGCAGCAUAUGUCGCCUGGACACAAUCACACCUUGUCACAUAAGGAUUCGAUGAAUUGUCAACAAUUAGACUUGAGGCAGGUACAUACCUUGAAGUCCUCUCAUCAUAUCCUUAGAGAUCAUGACAAGGAUAUCUACAAAUCAGCCGAAGACAAAUGGAAUUCAAGCAAUUCAACUGGGGGCAGUCACAGUUCUUCACAAGGUCUAGUUGUUCAGACGAUACAAACGGAGAACAACAACGUGGCCAAGUUUGCAGCUCCACAUUCAUUGGAUAACCUACAGAACUCGCAAAGUAACUCCAGGGAUUCCAAGGAUCUUCCUACUCCAAAUUCUACUCCCACUACUUCGAGGAAAAGUAGGAGGAGGUCCAACCUAUUUGCACCAUCGAAAAAGGGUGACGAAAAAAGUAAAAACGGCGGCGACUGGGGUAGCGGCCGAGCCAUCCCCCUGAAACAAGGCUAUCUGUACAAGCGCAGCAGCAAACCCUUAAACAAAGAAUGGAAAAAGAAGUACGUGACCCUCUGCGACGAUGGUCGACUGACGUACCACCCGAGUUUGCACGACUACAUGGACGACGUGCACGGGAAGGAAGUCAGUCUGCAGUAUGUUACUGUGAAGGUACCUGGAAAGAGGCCCAGGGGUACCAAGGCCAUCAUUACGGUGGCUGGGACUGGAGCUGGAAACUGUCAUGCGGGGAUUAAUGAAGGAUUUGGAGGGCUGUCGAUCACGGGUAAGGAUAAAAGAGCGACAGAAAAGGUUCUACUGAGCGCCUUCGAAACAGUGAAAGAUCCCAGUUCGAAGUACUCCCAACAGCAGAGCAGCGACGAAGGAAUGGUACUGUCGAGCAGUAACUCGUUCUUGAACGGCGAAAUCGCCAAAACCGAAACUCCGCAUGUCAAGAAAAGGCAUCGGAGGGUCAAGAGUAGUGGGGUCAAAAACUCGGAAUAUGAUGAUAAUGACGGAUACGAGUUCAUCAUCGUAUCGUUGGACACGAAACAGUGGCACUUCGAAGCGUCUAGUUGCGAAGAGAGGGACGAAUGGGUGACUGCCAUUGAGCAGCAGAUCCUGAAUUCCCUUCAACUGAACGAAUCGACGAAAAUGAAGGCAAACCCAGCAGACGCUUCUACUAUCCAGCAGAUUAAGGCCAGAGUACCAGGGAACGGAUGUUGUGUUGAUUGCGAUGCUACCAAUCCAGAUUGGGCCAGUUUGAAUCUCGGUGUUCUAAUGUGCAUAGAAUGCUCAGGCAUUCACAGAAAUUUAGGAUCUCACAUAUCCAGGGUACGCUCGAUGGAUCUUGACGAUUGGCCGCCUGGAAACCUGGCUGUAAUGCUGGCGAUCGGCAACUCACUGGCAAACUCAGUUUGGGAGUGUCAGACGCAGAAUAGGACAAAACCAACCCCUACUUCUAGUCGGGAAGAAAAAGAGAGGUGGAUACGAGCAAAAUACGAAAGCAAGGAGUUUCUUCCACCACCCAACAACACGAUGCCUCUAGGCCAACAGCUGAUAGAUUCAGUGUGUGCUUCGAACAUAAAAGGAAUCAUCAACGUUCUGGCCAGAGCGAAUGCGCAAGAAGUGAACACGACUGUUGGAACGAGAGAUCUGAGGACGCCAUUACACUUAUCCUGUGCAAUGGGGAAUUUAGCUGUUGCUCAGCUGCUUAUUUGGCACAACGCUGACGUAAAAUGUGUGGACCAAGAUGGUCGCACAUGCCUUGCAUACGCUAAGGCGGCCUUAAGCAUCGCCACGGCCAAAAGCCAACCAGAAUCUUCGAUCGCCCAAUGCAGAGCGCUGGUAGAGCUGUUGCUUAGCUACGGUUGCCCCGAAGCAGCAACAACUGUUUCUAUAAGCGGUACAAUACCGCGGAGGCGUGGCAGCCAGCAGGCCACGCCUACGGGAGCGGUACAGUCGCCGCAACAGGGCGGGAUCUGAAUGGGAGGCGUGGCUAAAGGAAGAGUCUCGAUCGGAUAGAUUGGAAAGUGUGGGAGGGGCGAUCUCCUGAUGGUUUCAGUGUAUUGCUGUGGGAUGAUUCAGGCUGGUUUGUGACCUUGUGUUACUAUAAUUGUUACUCGUAAUACAGAUUUUUUCGGAAUUUUCCAGCAGCGUUUUGAUGCAGUCAGUCUAUGUAUCUAACGUGUACGGGAUGUUACGUAAUGUUGCGAGGAAGUUUGAAGGGUUUUUUGAUAGUACAGUCUGUUUCAAUUUGUCCGCCUUUGAUAAUUCACAUAAUAUUUCUAGAAAACGGAUUGAGAUGAGUUUUGGUACACGCAAAUGUAUUGUCAGAUGUUGCAUUAACAUGUGCAAAUCUCCCCUUCAAGUCUCUGUUACUCGAAAAUUAUGUACGCUACUGCCUUUUUAGUUUUUGGUUCGGACAGAAAAAUUAACAACUACAAAAUAGUAACCGGAUUAGCACUUUUUUAAAGAACAUAAGGAACAGCUCCAAACACAAUCAAUACGUUUUUUUUUAUAAAAACCAGUGGCGCACAAUUUUUCGCGCCCUUUCAUGAAGUGAAAAAUAUUCUGUCAAAUUUUUAUAUGAAUUGUUUUCAUAUUUUUACGUGCUGAGUCUCUCAACAUUCUGUAACACCCUGUAUAUUAGUUGUCUCCCAUAUUGAAUAUAAGAUAUAUAUUUUCCUCACUGUUCCAUACAGCAUUCAAAUAUAAGCCUAUCACAGUUUUACCACCCUAUAUUCAAAUCAGUCAAGUGGAUUUUAAUAUUGACAUAAUUUGUAGCAUUUGAUACACGCGAUUAUGUGACUAACAUAAAUAGAAUACUAAAGCUUUAUAUUUAUGUUUUAAAUACCAAUUGUUGAAAUUAUAAUCCGAGUAAAAUAAGGCAAUUAGAAACUGCUUAUGUUUGCUUUCCUACCAGACUGUCAAGUUAUAAUAUAUUCUAAAUUUAUCAAAUCGUGCUCAAGUUUUGGUAAAGAUGUCAACCAAAUCAACAAAAACAAACGCCCAAAGUGCUUCUUGCGAAUAAAAAACGUAAGAAUUAUCAUAGUUUUCUUCAGAAAGUGCUCGAUAAACUUGUACGUAAUUAUACGUAGGCAUUAUCGACUGUCAUGGGUUUUGUGUGACUGUUCACGGCGUGUGCUAAAUUAGAAAAUUAUCUUCAUAAAAUUAUGCAUGUCAACAUCCUAUUUAUCGGAGGUUAUUGCAAAAAAUGACAUCAAGUAAAUCUACUUGAAAUUAUUUUUCGUUCGAAAACGAGAUUUUUGACACGCAUACAUUUACCUCUAGGUAUUGGGUAUUAGUCCUUUACAUUGAUAUUACGAUUCGACUGAUCAGUUGUUUAGAUGACAACGUUUUUAUACUCUUGUAUCAUAGGCUAUCUGAAAAUAUGGGUAUCUACUCCAUCAUUGUUGGAAUAUAUCUCCUUAGGUAAUUAAUUUAAUAAUAUUAAAUGUUAUAGUUGAAAGUAUUGUUCAAUAAAAAAGUGCAAUAAUUGGAGUAUGAAAUUGUAUCAGAACUUUUGGAGUAGGUACUACAUUUGUGUUACUGAUAAAGUGACGUUUAUGGUGAAUACAGUAAUACCCCGGACUUACGCGAUAGGUGGGUCCGAACGGUUGCCGUGUAAGUCGAAUUCGCGUAAGUCGGGGUUCAAUGUUGCAUAUAAAUACAUAUAAAGUUUGUUUAAUCGGGACCAGAGUUUAAAGAAAACAAUAAUUUAGAAGAAAAAUGUUUAAUAAAGUGUAGGAUAAUAAAAAAAAUUACAUUGUUAUGAAUAAAGUAAGCUAAACCGAAGUUAUUUUGAUGUCGAAGGCUUUAUAUAUUCUAACAAUGUUGCCUGACGAGUUAAAUUUUUCUUCUUUUCACGUAAAAUUUCCUCGUAGCAUACCAGUAAUUUUUUUAUCCCUCGUUUUGUAGUAGACACGCGUUCUUCAUUAGAAUCAAUUUUUUCUAAAAUUUGUAACCCCUUUUCAAUUGAAUUGAGU
Molecule: messenger RNA, 5729 nt
Organism: Acanthoscelides obtectus
Lineage: Eukaryota; Metazoa; Arthropoda; Insecta; Coleoptera; Chrysomelidae
Source: the annotation of a GenBank genome assembly